Molecule: messenger RNA, 868 nt
Organism: Dentiscutata heterogama
Lineage: Eukaryota; Fungi; Glomeromycota; Glomeromycetes; Diversisporales; Gigasporaceae
Source: the annotation of a GenBank genome assembly
AGCUCCCUUAGAAAAUCCCAGAACAGUUAUUGAAACUUUAUUAGUUAGCUAUUCUCGAUUCACCCUUGCCUCUACUUUACCUGACGAAUUUACCGCAAACCAAUUUGACUAUUACCUCGAACAACUAACUGCUUCUUCAUCACAACCUUCUAUUCCCCCACAAACCUCAGAAGAAACUACUACAACUUUUGGUUCUCCUAUCCUUGGCGAAUACCAAAAACCAUUUGAACAAUUUACCUUCAAUAGCCCAACUGAAGAAUUUGCCUCCUCUCAGCUUUACCCUUCUCUCGAACAAAUAGAAAACCGUGAAGCUACUUCUACCUCAACUUUAACUCCUUAUCGUGAAGAAACUACUCCAAUCCAAUUCUCUCAGAGAACUGAACACCCUUCUUCACCUGCUUUACCUUUUUAUCAAACCAGACCAUCCACCCUUACUGAAACCCCUUUAGGACCUCCUGAACCACAACAACCUAUCCCUCCUUCCACUGAAUUAUCUGAAUCCUCCGGUCUAAUUUCCAAAUUUAUACGACACUUUACUACUACUACUCCAGUAACACCUAAAGAAGACAUAAUUUCUCCUAUACCUGGACAAUUUCCUACGACCACUACUUCCUCUUCUAACAUUUAUCCUCAGAUUCCCUCUCCCCAAACUAACCUUCAAUCUCUUACACGAACUAAUAGCCCUAGUGGGUUUGAUACUUAUCUUGAUAUCGAUUCUAUUAGUAAUUUACUAGAAACAGAACAAACAGAAUUAGAAUCCCAAGUAACUGUACAAGAAUCUUCUAAUCAAGCCUCUGAAGAAGAUUUAAGAGACGAAAUUCUUGAAGUGCUUGACCAACCCUCUCAACACAAUAGCCCCUUGAAGUAA